AGGUAUGCACAAUUAUAGUACAUAGGUCCCGGUGUAGGUAACGCCCAUUUCCCAGCCGCCCCACAGAUAGCCGUCCUUCGGUUUAUGCAAUUUUCUCCGAAUGUCACUAACCAAAUUAAAGAUUCUGCCGCUUUUUCAUCUUUUGACCGUCUUUUUUUGUCCGUUGAAUCGCUAGUGAAGUGAAUCGAUUGCGGACAAUCCAUCCAUUCAACAUUCAACAUCCAAAAAAACACAUUAAACCCAUCUCGAUUCUUCUUCCAUCAUCACCACCUCCCUAUCAACCAACCCGCCAAAUCCAAGAACCCCAAACAAACAAACAAAGAAACAAAAAAAAUGUCGGCGCGCGAAGCCUACCAAAUCCCCUCGUCCGCCACCGCGGGCCCUUCCGGCGCCGCAGCCUCAGGCGGCACCGCGGCCCGGAGCAGCGCGUUCGACGUGGACGGCGGCGGCGCGAGCAUCCACUACAUCUGCGGCGACUGCGGCACCAAGUUCCCGCUGAAGCGCAACGACCCCAUCCGCUGCAAGGAGUGCGGGUGCCGCGUGCUGUACAAGGAGCGCACCAAGAGAAUGGUGCAGUUCGAGGCGCGGUAGCGAAUCGCGCAGAACAACGGGACGAAAAAAUAGAAUGCGACGAGAAUUAGAUUCGAUACAAUACGAUACGUACGAUACGAUACGCUUCCAUCCUUAAUAGCGAGCUCUGGUUA
Daldinia caldariorum is the source of this 704-nucleotide messenger RNA. RefSeq names its product DNA directed RNA polymerase. The transcript is spliced from 2 exons. The record is from RefSeq and is a predicted model, not a curated record. Gene Ontology annotation, biological process: DNA-templated transcription. The coding region runs from base 334 to 591 and encodes 85 amino acids. NCBI's taxonomy places the organism in Eukaryota, Fungi, Ascomycota, Sordariomycetes, Xylariales, Hypoxylaceae. Gene Ontology annotation, molecular function: zinc ion binding; DNA binding; DNA-directed RNA polymerase activity. Gene Ontology annotation, cellular component: RNA polymerase I complex; RNA polymerase II, core complex; RNA polymerase III complex.